This is a messenger RNA of Exophiala mesophila, 1475 nucleotides long. Its product is annotated as ribosomal protein L16. The transcript is spliced from 2 exons. NCBI's taxonomy places the organism in Eukaryota, Fungi, Ascomycota, Eurotiomycetes, Chaetothyriales, Herpotrichiellaceae. Gene Ontology annotation, molecular function: structural constituent of ribosome; rRNA binding. Gene Ontology annotation, cellular component: ribosome; mitochondrial large ribosomal subunit. The coding region runs from base 52 to 861 and encodes 269 amino acids. The record is from RefSeq and is a predicted model, not a curated record. Gene Ontology annotation, biological process: mitochondrial translation.
CUUGAAUAAACACAGCCAAAUUUGACCAACCUAGCUUUUGGUCUCGGCGCAAUGACCGGCCCUGCGAUGGGCCCUUCAGUGGCCUGCCUGCGCUAUCUGCGAUCAACCACCGUCUUUCGCAAACCCUCCAUCCUCAUUCCAACGAGCUCUAUCCUCUCGACGCAGCGAGACGCGACUGUGCGAUCCUCACAAUGUAUCAAAAUGCGGGCGUUCUCAACCCAGCCUUCUCGGCAGAAUUGGCUGCAACCAGUGCGAGCUGAAAAGUCCAAGUCCAUGGUUGGCCGGCCGAGGAUGCCCACAGGUGGCAGCACGCGCGGCACGACUGUUGUGUGGGGCGAUUACGGACUUCGAAUGAAAGAUCAUGAUCGUCGUGUAUCUGCCAAACAGCUUCGAAUCGGCGAGGAAACGAUCCGCCGGCGGCUUCGAGGAGAACAUUUCAGACUGUACACUCGUGUGAGUGCCAACAUUGGUGUUUACACCAAAGGAAGUGAAGUGCGUAUGGGUAAGGGAAAGGGUAAAUUCGACUACUGGGCAGCAAGAAUUCCGGUGAGCCGAAUCGUGUUUGAGCUCAAGGGGCAGAUCCACGAGCAAGUAGCUCGAGAUGCUUUCAGGCUUGCUGGCGACAAACUGCCUGGAUUGUGGGAGUUUGUCAAGAAAGGAGAUCCGCCAGUGGUUGGGAUCACGAAACUCGGAAAUGGAGUCACUCUGCAGAGCUUGAAGGAGGCCAGGAGACCUGUUGUACCCAAGGACAAAUUAGGUGAAGUUUCUGACAUUGUUGGGCCAUCCGGUUCCAGCACGGCUCCACGAUCAGUUUCACGGGAGAUGGACUCGACAAAGACAGAGGCAGCUAUUUCGCCUUGAUGUACAACAAGACUUGAAUCUGGCAUUAUAACUAUGGUGGACUUCGAUUACAGCAGUGUUGCAGGCGCUGUGGCUGGACUUUAAAGCUAAACUGGCAAGACCUUAAGCACCGAUCCCGGAACCAGGACCAUACCCUUGCUCUCUGCGUGUAUUCUUCUGGUCGCUGGGUUGGUCUGCUGUUCCCCCAUAACCACCGUCCUGGUUGGCAGUGCCUGUUGAAGUGGUGGUUUUACCGCCCAUGCCUGACUCGGAGAUAUUCUGGCCGUAUCUGAUAUUAUCGGCAGUGCGUUGGCCAUCUUGAGAUGACGUGGCAGCACCUUCCGAUUUGUUGGAUCCGGCUGUGAUUCAAGAGUCAGUAGGGUGAAAAUUAGGAACAGAUGCAAAAAGGAGCAUUUUGAGAGAUGUUCUAGGGCUGGAAGAAUAAAUGUCAUCUACUUACAACCUAAUUGCCCUUGAUCCUUGUCCGAGGGAUUGGUCACGGUCUUGAUGGACUCGUAUCUUUUGUUCGACCACAUUGUUAGUGAUUCAACGAACACGUAUGACAUCAAGUUUUAAGGACGAGACAGUCGACUUGACUUACUGAGUAGUCUCCCCACCGGGCUCAGUAUCCAUCA